Molecule: messenger RNA, 1803 nt
Organism: Perognathus longimembris pacificus (Pacific pocket mouse)
Lineage: Eukaryota; Metazoa; Chordata; Mammalia; Rodentia; Heteromyidae
Gene: Plk5
Product: polo like kinase 5 (inactive)
Exons: 15
Coding region: 1-1803 (600 amino acids)
Biological process (GO): mitotic cell cycle; protein phosphorylation; regulation of cytokinesis
Cellular component (GO): cytoplasm; spindle pole; nucleus
Molecular function (GO): protein binding; protein serine/threonine kinase activity; ATP binding
Source: RefSeq, a predicted model, not a curated record
AUGGAGCCCGCGUCGCGGCGGCGGCGGAGGAGCCGCCCGCUGGUAGCCACCUUUCUGCGCGACCCCAGCUCAGGACGCGUCUACCGGCGCGGGAAGCUGAUCGGCAAGGGCGCCUUCAGCCGCUGCUACAAGCUGACCGACAUGUCCACCAGCGCGGUGUUCGCCCUCAAAGUGGUGCCGCGCGGCGGGGCCGCGGGCGGGGCCGGGCGGCUGCGCUCCCGGGGGAAGGUGGAGCGGGAGAUUGCCCUGCACAGUCGCCUUCGCCACCGCAACAUCGUGGCCUUCCACGGACACUUUGCGGACCGCGACCACGUGUACAUGGUGCUGGAGUACUGCAGCCGCCAGUCCCUGGCCCAUGUGCUGAAGGCCCGGCAGACCCUGACAGAGCCCGAGGUACGCUACUACCUGAGGGGCCUGGUCAGCGGCCUGCGCUACAUGCACCAGCGACGAAUUGUGCACAGAGACUUGAAGCUCAGUAACUUCUUCCUUAACAAGAACAUGGAAGUGAAGAUUGGAGACCUAGGGCUGGCUGCCAAAGUGGGGCCUGGGGGCCACUGCCACCGAGUGCUGUGCGGAACUCCCAACUUCCUGGCCCCAGAGGUGGUGUCCCGAAAGGGACACUCCUGCCAGUCAGACAUCUGGGCCUUGGGCUGUAUCAUGUACACGGUGCUGACCGGCAGCCCCCCUUUCACGGGGACACCUCUGUCAGAGAUGUACCAAAACAUCCGUGAUGCCCACUACCCGGAGCCUGCCCACUUGUCACCAAAUGCUCGCCGACUCAUCGCCCGCCUCUUGGCACCCAACCCAGCGGAGCGGCCCAGCCUGGACCAUCUCCUGCAGGAAGACUUCUUCACUCAGGGCUUCACGCCAGAGCGGCUGCCUCCACAUUCCUGCCACAGCCCCCCAAUCUUCGCUUUCCCCCUGCCUCUGGGCAGGCUGUUCAGGAAGGUGGGACAGCUGCUGGUGACGCAAUGCCGGCCACCCUGCCCCUUCACCCCCAAUACGGCCUCCAGUCCCGGAGAAGAGGGGCCAGAACCAGAGUCCAUGGAGUGGGGCAGUGAGGGAAGGGCUCCCUGCCCUGAGGCUCCCGUCCACCCUGUCACACGGGGAGCCCUGCGGAGUGACCUGGCAGGGCCUGGGAAGAGCCCACUGCAGGAGGUGGAGACAGCCAUCAGGAAGCUGCAGCUCUGCCUGGAGGCUGGCCUUGUGGCCACGCAGGACCCCCCAGGGGAGCAGCGGCCCAUUCUCUGGGCUCCCAAAUGGGUGGACUACUCCAGCAAGUAUGGCUUUGCCUACCAGCUGUCGGAUGGGGGCAGUGGUGUCCUGUUUCGGGAUGGUACCCACAUGGCCUUGCGCCCCCCAGGCAGCCAAGUCUGCUACCUGCCCGCCCACGGGGAGCUACACACGUUCACCCCCAGAGCUGUGCCGGGCCCUCUGCGUGCCAAGCUGGCAGUGCUGCGGCUGUUUGCCUGCUACAUGCAGCGGCGGCUUCGCGAGGAGGGAACACCAUCUGCACCUGCUCCACCUGCCCCACCCGGCCUGUGCCUGCUGAGAUUCCUUGCCACCCCUGACGUGCUGCUGCUUCUGCUCAGCGAUGGGACUGUGCAGGUCAGCUUUGGAGCAGCCCAGGCCCAUCUGGUUGUGAGUGGUGAGGGGGAGGGGUUGCUGCUUACCCAGCUGGAGCCUGGCCAACCAAGCACCUGCUACUCCCUGAAAACCCUCUGGAGCCAGGGCUGUGACCCCGAUGUCCACCAGCGCCUCCAUGUGGCGCUCUGCCUCCUCCAGAGCAUUGGGUGCCCCUGA